AAGCCCCGAUAAUCUCCGACUGCGAACGAAGGCAGGGCCGAGCCUCUUCGGCAGCUUCCGGAAACCCGGAAGGGAGGCGGCCGAGCGCCCUCGGGUGCCUCCAGCAGGGGAAGGAGGGGCGGCGAAGGACGGGCUCCGGAGCACCCGCCCCGGGCGGCCAUGCGGCUGCUCUGGCGAGCUCUCCGCGGGGCACCGGGCUGCCGGGCUGCCGCACUGCCCGCUCGGAGCCCCCGGGGGGCGGCGGCGGCGCACCGCGCCCUCAGCGCCCGGCCCGGCUUAGACGAGCUGUUCGCCGCCCCCUCCUUACGGCGCCUGCUGGAGGCGCGGGGCGGGGGCGGGGCGGGGCCGGGGCUGGCGGCGCGGAUCCGGCGGCUGCGCGACAAGGAGCAGGAGCUGCGCGACACGCGGGAGCUGGCGCGGCAAGAUGAGAGCGAAGAUUUUCAGAAGCUUGCAGAAAGGGAAAUUGCCUCCUGUGAAGAAGAGAUAGCUGAACUGAAACACCAGAUAGUGUUGCUUUUGAUUCCUUCAGAAGAAGCAGACAAAAGUGAUCUUGUCAUGGAAGUAACAGCUGGAGUUGGAGGGCAGGAAGCCAUGCUGUUCACCUCGGAGAUAUUUGAUAUGUAUCAGCGAUAUGCUGCCUAUAAAAACUGGAAAUUUGAAAUACUAGAAUACUUUCCCAGUGAAAUAGGUGGCCUAAGACAUGCAGUUGCCAGUAUAGCAGGUCUUGAGGCUUACAAGUACAUGAAAUUUGAAGGAGGAGUGCACCGUGUUCAGCGGGUACCAAAGACAGAAAAACAAGGACGCAUCCACACCAGUACAAUGACUGUUGCAAUAUUACCCCAACCCACCGAGAUGAGCGUGCAAAUUAAUCCAAAAGAUCUACGGAUAGAAACAAAGCGAGCUACUGGAGCUGGAGGCCAGCAUGUCAAUACCACAGACAGUGCUGUGCGGAUAGUUCAUAUUCCAACAGGGAUCGUGUCUGAAUGUCAGCAAGAAAGAUCUCAAAUUAGAAACAAAGAGAAGGCUAUGAAAAUGCUCAGUGCUAAACUAUACAAUGCCAAACUGGAAGAAGAAACCAAAAAGAGAACCAGCGUUCGAAAGAUUCAAAUUGGAACUAAAGGAAGAUCGGAGAAGAUCAGAACAUACAACUUUCCACAGGACCGGAUUACAGACCACAGGAUAAGCAGAUCAGUGCAUCAUAUUGAGUCUUUCAUGCUAGGGGAAGAAAUGCUAGAUGAGAUGAUACAAACUCUGAGAGAAUAUGCUGAUUAUGAAUCAUUAAUGGAAAUUAUUUCAGAAAAUGAAAAAAAGAAUCUAUCCUGAACGUUUUUCUUUGUCAGCCCAUUACAACAGAUGUAGACAUUUGUUUGCAAAGGAUCUUUUUGGAGCACCUCCAGAAAAUGCAACUGCUCUUCAGAUCAUGAAAAACUACAACUUAUUUCCUCACGACUGAUAAACAGUCUUCUUACUUGCUGAGUAAAAGACUUUAUUACCUUCAUAUGAGACACUAUUACUGCAGCAGUCCACUUAUAAAGUAAAUUUGACUGGUCUGGAGGUAACUACAGUUUUUAACUUUCUCCACUGAGAAGAUACCACUCUCAAAAGGUAUGCAUUAAAAAAAUAGCUAUUUCUAGUUCCAUUUUUCAUUUAAACAGCAGUUCAAACAUCUGUACAGUGUCAAAUAGCUUACUUGAGAGAAUAAAAAAAAAAAAAAUCCUGUUUUGUUUGAGUGAUCGGAAGAAAGUGACAAAUAAAUGACCCCACUACUAA
Messenger RNA from Tyto alba (common barn owl), 1770 nucleotides. RefSeq names its product mitochondrial translation release factor 1 like (gene MTRF1L). Lineage: Eukaryota; Metazoa; Chordata; Aves; Strigiformes; Tytonidae. The coding region runs from base 160 to 1323 and encodes 387 amino acids. Gene Ontology annotation, molecular function: translation release factor activity. Gene Ontology annotation, biological process: translational termination. The record is from RefSeq and is a predicted model, not a curated record. The transcript is spliced from 7 exons.